GUGAGUUUAAACUUUUAAUUGUAACGGCUAAAGAUAAAACUAUAUAUAAACAACAUUUAAAGUGGAAUAAAAUAACUUUAAAAUGGAAGAUUUCGAUGUAUUUACAAAUGAAAUAAACUUUACUAAACCAGUGUUCAAGAACGUGUUACACAAAUACGCAAAAGACAUUCCAUCUACACCGAGUAGUGCAAAUUAUCAAAGUGGUCAAAAAUUAUUAGCCGAGGAAAGUUUUCAUGAGAAUAAAGAAAAAGAAUGUGCAUUCCACUUCAGUGAAUCUGUGUCAGCUUCAGUCAGAACCUUGGCCAUUUAUAGAGAUGAACAGGAUUUAUUAUCUGGAGAUAAACUGCAAAAGUUGACCAAUUAUAUUAAGCCAAUAAAAAAAAUAAUUGAUUCCACACCACUGUCAAAAGAAGAUGCAGAACUAGUCAAUUUUAUAGCAGAUUUCGAAAGUACAACAAAAGUGUUGGAUGAUUUACAGUUGAAUGACAAUGAACCUUUCUAUAAACAAUACCUAAAAUUUGGACCACACAAUAAUGUUGAUAAUAUGCUUAAGAUAUUAUCGGAAUUGCCUAAAGAAUGGACCAUAGUACAAUUAACGGCACCGUACAACCCCAAUGAAAAUAUCAAACCGCACUCAGAGUACAGAUGUGAUAUAAAUUCCAUCUUCUUAACUGUGUUUAGCAAUGAUUAUUUGACAAAUGGACCAUUAACUGUUUCUAUACCGGCUAAUAUAACUAAAGAAGGAGAAAAGCCCCUUUUCACUGAGCUAUUCUCAUUACUAGACGACAACUAUAAAACAAUAGAUAAUGCGCAGUAUUUGAACAACAAACGACUGAUACGUAACUACUGGAGUCGUAGGGAAGACGUGGAUUUAAGAAUGAAAAGUGUUUUAAACGUAAUGGAUAAAGAUUGGCUCGGCGGUUGGUCGAGUUUGUUGACCGGGAAGAUGGCGGAUUCGAAACUGCGUGACAAAAUUGUUAAUAUGGUGGAUUGUGCUAUAGCUGAUUGGGGAUUUAUAAGGCUAAACACAAAGCAAAAGAUACUCCUAUACAACCUAAUGAAGUCGUGUCCAUCGUUACAAAUGCAGCAAAUAAAAUCGUGCAUCAGGAGAAUCCUAACGGAAUAUGGCAACAUCGACGAAAUUAGAGCAGUUCAAAUUUCGAACGGUUGCGGAGCGUGUUCGAACGAGUUUCGAUUUUCGAACGAAUUGUGUUUGAAAUGUCUCUCGAAAUGUUUCGAGGGGAUACACAAGUUCAGUUUAGUCGAUGGUAUAAGGGCGUUUUCACAUGUUGCGACGCAAAUACGCGAGAAUGACGAAUGGGCGGUGUUGAGGAGGGCGAAACGGCAUCCGGUCAUUUUGAUUGUGGACGAGAUGCUAGACACUUUCCCAUGGGAGAGUUUGCCAGUAUUGAACCUACAACCAGUAACUAGAAUGGAAAAUAUACACUUCCUGUACAUGUUGUACAAAAUACACCAGGACAGAAUUGUGGAUGGGUAUUUCGAGGCAAGAUCGGAAGUCGGACGAUAUAUUAUUAAUCCAGGUAUGUUGGGGCAUGAUGAGGAUACUGCCCUAUCCUAUUUCUGGCCUUGA
Zerene cesonia (dogface butterfly) is the source of this 1591-nucleotide messenger RNA. RefSeq lists its product as uncharacterized. The record is from RefSeq and is a predicted model, not a curated record. Gene Ontology annotation, molecular function: cysteine-type endopeptidase activity. Gene Ontology annotation, cellular component: cytoplasm; mitotic spindle; nucleus. Bases 83 to 1591 code for a protein of 502 amino acids. Gene Ontology annotation, biological process: meiotic chromosome separation; proteolysis. The transcript is spliced from 9 exons. NCBI's taxonomy places the organism in Eukaryota, Metazoa, Arthropoda, Insecta, Lepidoptera, Pieridae.